AUGGGGCUGGGCGCGCUACUCGUGGCCGCCGGCUUGCUACUCCUGCUGCGGCUGUUGCAGCCGCCCUCGGUCCCGCUCGCGGAGGCAGCGCACUGGGUGGCGGCGCUGCUGCUGCCUCGGUCGCUCUGGGCCCCGCAGGUGCUGCUGCUGCUGCUGGCGGCCGGGGCGGCGGCGGCUCUCUGGCUAGCGCGGCGGCCACUGCGGCUGCUCCGGACCCCGGACCGGGUGGGCUACUUGCCCGAGGCCGGCUGGAGCCGCGCUCAGGCCGCCCGCCGGAUACGCAGGAGCAGGCGCACCGGGCAGCUGCCGCCCGCCUACCCCAACGGCUGGUUCCGCCUCCUCGACUCGGCCCAGCUGGCCCGCGGAGAAGUGCGCGGCGUGGCGGCGUUGGGGGAGCAAUUUGCCAUCUUUCGGGGCUCCAAUGGAAAAGUCCACGUGGUCGAGGCCUACUGUCCACACCUGGGAGCCAACUUUGCCGUGGGUGGGCAUGUGGUGGGCAGCUGCAUUGAGUGCCCCUUCCAUGGCUGGCAAUUCCACGGAGAGGAUGGCAAGUGCGUCAGGAUCCCAUAUGCUGAAAAAGUGCCCGAAUUUGCAAAGGUCAAAGUUUGGCCAUCAUGCGAGGUUGGCGGCAUGAUCGUUGUCUGGUACCACUGUGAUGGCAUCAGCCCCACGUGGCAAGUUCCCGAACAAGAGGAGAUCUCGUCCCACGCAUGGCUCUUCCGUGGCAUCACCGAACACUUUGUCAGUGCACAUAUUGAGGAGAUCCCGGAGAAUGCUGCCGAUGUGGCCCACCUCACCUUCCUCCAUGGCCCCUUCAUCCUGAGCGGCAUGGACCUGCGCUACACCAACUCUCCCCUCUGGGCUUUCUUCAAGCACCACUGGCAGUCAGAAUGGCAGCCGGAGCCAGAGCCGGAGGCUCACUGUUCCAGCAUGCAUGUGCACCAUAGUGUAACUGUGUUUGGCAAACACGUCUCCUUACUGGAUCUGACUGUCUCAGUCCGGCAGGUGGGGCCGGGGCUGGUGUUCUUGCUCUUCAAGCAUCCGUUCCUGGGCCAAGGAGUGAUCAUCCACAGCGUCACACCCGUGGAGCCUCUUCUGCAGCACGUGGUCCACCGGAUGUACUACCAGCGCAACAUCCCAGCCUUGAUUCCAAAGUGCAUGCUGUGGGCAGAGUGUGUCCAGUUUGAACGGGACAUUAUGAUCUGGAAUAACAAGCAAUACCUCUCCAAGCCACUGCUGGUGAAAGAGGACGCUGCGAUCCUGAGACACCGGCGCUGGUACUCCCAGUUCUACAGCAAGAACAGCGUGAGAUUUACGAGCCAGACAGACGCUCUGGACUGGUGACUGAGCCCUCUCCCCACCACCUGUGUGCUUUCCUCUCACCUAGCUCAGGGCGGGGCGCAGAUUGCAUGUGGCUUGGGAGAAAGGUCUGUUGCUGGCAGGUCGGAGCCAGAUGUGGGUUCUGCUUUCACAAGUGGGGAUAGGAAAUGGAGGGGGGGCUAUGGUUUCUCCCUCCCUGCUGCCUGACCCUGACCCAGGGAGACCUUGGAUGGUGGGGUGUGAGGCCUGUUGUUUUGGAAAGGGCCUUCCUAGUCCCCCCACCCGUUGGAGAUGCCAAAGGGCAGCAGCAGCAUGCCUUUCCUGGGAACCCCAUCUGGUCCCUUGCCCCGUUUUGCUUUUUGCCCAUAGGCAGUUUCAUAAUCUAGACUGUGGACUGGUGUGUGUGCGCUGGAGCCCACGCUGUGAUGCAGAAUGUUUCCAGCAUCUGGUGGCACGUGGGAGUAGGCCUUUUGCUCCGGGCCAUGGUGCAGACUAAGGCAUCCCCGGCAAGCUGCUCUCGAAGCUGCUGAGAGCAGGGCUCUGGGCACUGCGGUCUAACACCCACCCGUAAACUCUUGCAGUCCCGGUGCAGUAUUUUUGCUACGUAACUGUUAAUGACUUGCCUCUCAGUCUCUUUGCAUUCCUAAGCAGAGCACCAAGAGGGUGGGGUGGGGUGGGGAUGUGGGGUGCUUCAGUGCAGUCAGUGUGCUCCAACACUCGCCUCUGCCCAUGCUUGAAAUGGAGGCAAAGUUCUUAAUUUGCAACAGGGGCACUCAACAAACCUCUGGCAACAGAUGCCUUCAGAGACUUUGCAGGGUAGGGAAUUUCUUGUCUCUACACUGGCCUGAAACUUGAGGGUUGCAGGGAAGGGGGGUGUUUCCACUGGUCCUCAGGUUGUGUCAAGGGCUGUUCAGCAGAGAGGUUUGGGCCCUCCAACCCAGGAAACAAACCCUCCUAGCUAAUGCAGGGAAUUGUUCCAUUCUCCUGAUCACAGGGGUGAGUGGGUGGAAGAACAAAGUCAUGCAUCUCUCUCCGCCCCCCACCCCCCCGCACCUCUUGUGCCUGGUGUCUCUCUGAUUCCCCUAUGCAAGAGUCCUGGGAUUGCUGUUCCCCACUGGUCAAAAUGCUCCACUUUUGCUGCAGCCAGGUGGAGACCUUUUAUUUGGCAAGCCACGGCCCUUGUAAAUAGCCGUGUGGGGUGUUGCAUCAGCUGAAGUAGCAAAGGCACUCAGCCUGCUGCCAUUGGUGAGAUCUCUCCAGUGCCUUCAGACCGGACAGAAAUGCGCCCAGACCUGCCCCUGGGGAAGGAGCCUCAAUCCAGCCAGCUCUCAUCUCGCCACAGACACUUUUAAUUAACAUUUAUGUGUACCUUUUGUAUCUUUGUGUGGCUAUAUCAAUAAAGGUCAGAAGUAA
Elgaria multicarinata webbii is the source of this 2733-nucleotide messenger RNA. RefSeq names its product cholesterol 7-desaturase nvd-like. Gene Ontology annotation, molecular function: oxidoreductase activity; 2 iron, 2 sulfur cluster binding. The record is from RefSeq and is a predicted model, not a curated record. The transcript has 7 exons. Gene Ontology annotation, biological process: cholesterol metabolic process. The coding region runs from base 1 to 1344 and encodes 447 amino acids. Lineage: Eukaryota; Metazoa; Chordata; Lepidosauria; Squamata; Anguidae.